GAGUUAGAGAGGGGGCGGAAUCUUUCAAAAGCAACAGCUUGCUGAGGAAGUAGAUCCGUGCAGGGGUGGCGAUGCUGUGACAUCACACCUCUAGGCAUCCAAUGACAGCACUGGGAUCAUGCCCGUGGGCGGGGUUCUUCGCAGGACGGACUGAUGAGGAGGAGGCAGAGCCAUGACGGGCGAGGGGAGGAGGGUGGGCGGGUGGAGGCGGAGGAGGGCGUGCCGGUGGGCGGGGCACCCCAGCUCGCCGUCUUCCUGUUCCCCUCCGAGAUGGCGUUCUACGCCGAGCAGAGGAGCACCCACAGGCGGGUGCUGACCCUCUACAACCCCUACACCUUCAGCCUGAGCUUCAAGAUGUGGUGCACGGCGCCCUCGCUCUACAGGGUGGUGGAGGCGGAGGGCAGCGUCCGGGCCAAGUCCUGCGUCGACCUGGUGGUGCGUCACCUCGACGUCUCUCCCAGAAACUGGGGCCGCAGGGAUCGGUUCCGCAUGGAGGUGAGGGGAGGAGGUCAGGUUGGGAGACGGGAGAUCUGGGCGGAGCUUAAAGGAGGCCGAGAGGAAGAGGAGCAAAGAGGAGGCCAGCAGAGGGCUCCACCCCCUCUAACUGCUCUAUCCCCUCUGCUCGUGCCCACACACACACGCCUGCCGCUGCCUGCCUGCACAGCUGUGCGCAGUGUGUCUCAGUGGGUUGUGUGUGUGGCCGUGGCGAUGCUCUGUGUCACGGUGUUGAUGCUCCCCCUCCACACCGACAGCAGCUCAGUGGUUCCACGCUGGCUGCACGUCUCCACCAAUCAGAAGCUUGUCUGUGCCUACACCCUAGGUCUCAUCACCAUGGUGUUUCUCCAGUGACGUCACGUUGCAGUGACCUGUGACCUCGCCGCCGUCCAUGUGGGAGCUGAGGGUCUUCGUGAUGAAUGUCAUGUGACCGCUGAGUGUUUGAAAAAGCUUUAUUUAAACGUGUAAAGGACGCAGACGGAGCUCAGUCUGCAUUCCAGGACGCCUCGAGGCCACGGUGGAUGUGUGUGUUUUGUGUGUUCAGAUGUAAAUAAAAGAG
This is a messenger RNA of Archocentrus centrarchus (flier cichlid), 1054 nucleotides long. RefSeq names its product motile sperm domain-containing protein 1-like. Lineage: Eukaryota; Metazoa; Chordata; Actinopteri; Cichliformes; Cichlidae. Bases 154 to 849 code for a protein of 231 amino acids. The record is from RefSeq and is a predicted model, not a curated record. Gene Ontology annotation, cellular component: cytoplasm. The transcript is spliced from 6 exons.